This is a messenger RNA of Solenopsis invicta (red fire ant), 1881 nucleotides long. RefSeq lists its product as uncharacterized. The transcript is spliced from 4 exons. The record is from RefSeq and is a predicted model, not a curated record. Bases 1 to 1221 code for a protein of 406 amino acids. NCBI's taxonomy places the organism in Eukaryota, Metazoa, Arthropoda, Insecta, Hymenoptera, Formicidae.
AUGGUCACCGGAGAGGAUUGCUCUUGCGCCGACACAACGGAACCUUCCAAUUUAACGUCCUUACGUUCAGACGAUGCUACCUCGGUUAUAAAUUCCGACGUAAAUGCAGUCUGCACCGAAGCGGUCGAUAAGAGGAACGCCGUUGAAGGAGAACCUAAAGAAACGGAUUGCAAAUGUUCUGAUUUGUCGUCGGUCGCAACUUACUGCAUAUCCAAGACAGCCAAUGUUCCGUCCGCAGUUCCAGGACGACCGGAUCGCCAGUCGCAGCGGAAGAAGUCGAGGAGUCAGCCACCUGCGACGCAACUUAAAUCGAGUUACCCGUGCCUCUGUCACAGCCACAAAAUCAACGGCUAUGUUCUGCCUGUGAAAUUCAGGGAAGGUACAUAUAGAGACGCUGUCGAGACAACGUCGAAAGUAGUGACGGUGGAAUUGCAUUUUUCAGAAAAGCCGCAGUCGCGCCCAUUCUGGAGCCGCUUCGGUUGGAAACGGCCGAGAAACGGCAGAAGGGACAAGAUGUACGAGAUAAAGCUGAAACAAGUUCAGUGUCCCCACUACGCCAAGCCGCGUCCGAACGGUCCGCCUAAGCAACAUCUCGAUGCUGUGUUGCAACCACCGUACAAAUUUCAACCUUUUGUCUCUCGCGAAGAACUAUCGGAAGGGAUACCGAGUAAGGAUGUCAAGUACGAGACCGACAAGUCGAAGCCACCUAAGUAUCCAACGAAAGCGAAACUCAAGAGAGAGGAAAAUCUGGCGGAGAAAAUCGAGAUCUACUAUUUUGAUCAUGGAAGCUCCGCAUAUUAUCGAACGACUGAUUGCCACCCUGUACUAAUUACGGACAAGUGCGCCGAGAAGACCGAUCAAGCGGCGACCCGCUUUUGGGCGGAGAUCUUCGGCACGAUCCACAUCGGUAUCGCUUUCAUCACGGCCUUUAUUCUGCAGCUCCUACGCUUCGUGCUCUACAGCGUGAUCCGGCCGUUGACAGUCGGGAUACUCCAAUUGAUAGCGGAUUACUUUGUAAAACCGCUGCUGUCCAUUCUGUUUAACGCCCUCGUGCAACCGAUAUUGAUCCUGCUCUACAACAUCGCGACGUCAUUGAGGGAUCUCUGCGAGCCGAUAGCCGAGGCGUUGGGUCUGUUCCUGAGGGAGAUCGCGAACCUCUGCGCCGCCAUCAGGCUCGUGGAGGUGAAGCACGUUCACGUACCAACCACCGCUUGCACUUGAACUCAUGAACAAAAAUUGGAAACUCUUGAGAAGAUCGAGCUUUAAUGACUUGACUAAAGACUCUCUCGAAAGAUUCUCGGAGAUUGCAGGCCCACUUCUGAAAGAAAGCUGCGUUCCGCGCGAGAUGUCCGAUUCAUUUCAUAAACAACAAUAUGCCUUAACACCAGGUAUAUAUUUGGUAUUAUUUUAACUUUACAAUAUCAUUAUUGUAUCAUUUUUUACAGAACAAAUUAUCUCUUAUAGCAACUAGCUUUGUCAAUAAUAAUUAAUUCGUUCUUUGUCACUUUCGCGCGUAUUUUCUUUCGUUCGCUCUCGCUCUCUCUCUUUCUUCUUCAUCUUCUUUCUCUUUCGAUCUUUCUCUCUCUUUACCUUCCUCAUAAAUCUUACCAUUUAAUAAAUUAUGUACAAUCUCACAAACAACAAACGGAGGAACCUAAUUACAUCAUGUAGUUGUUCACACUUCGCUAUGUACAGGUACUACUGGUAUAUCUUUUUCUUGUUUUUUACAGAAUCGCUGCUUUCUCUCAUUCAUUCUCGCACUCUCUCACUCUUUUUCUCUCACACUACUUCUUUCUUUCUUUCUCUCUCUUUCUUACCGGCCGAUCGUAUCGCGAUAAACCUUAUUUUUUUCGCAUGUAAUCUACAAAAAGAAAAAAAAGA